AUGGAGAACGGCACGGCGGCCCCAGAGGAGGAGUACGACGUCCUCAUAGACGGCGACCUGGAGAGCAGCGAGACGCCGCGGUGCGAGGCGGAUGCCGCCUCGGUCCUCUCGGCCCAGCUGGUGCAGCUGCUCUGCUCCACCAUGUUCACGCUCGGCCUCCUGGAAAACGUCCUGUUCGUGCUCAUCCUGGUCAAAUACAAAGGCCUCAAACAGCCGGGGAGCACCUGUUUCCUGAACUUGGCACUUUCGAACCUGUGUUUCUCACUCAGCCUGCUGUUCUGGGCCCUGACGGCCCCGGCCGAGGACCACGCCACGUGCAGGGCGUUCGCCACGCUCUACGCCAUGGGCCUCUACGGGGAGGCGUGCUUCAGUGCCCUUCUGAUUGUGCAAAGCUACCUGGCGUCGUCCCACAGGCCGCACGGUCCCUCGGCCACCAGGGAGAGGCCGCGCAGCAUCGUGACCAGCGUCCUGGUCUGGACGGCCGUCGUUAUCACAGUCACCUUGCCUGAAUCCAUCUUUUACAAACUUCCGACCGACGGCCAGCGACCCACGUGCUCCUUCAGCAGGCCUCACCUCCUGCCCGCGGAAGACACAUUCUGGAGGCGCUUUCUGGCUCUCAGGACGAACGUGCUGGUGCUCGGGCUGCCGCUGUGUGUGCUGGUUUUCUGCUCUGUGCGCAUGAGAACAGCACCGAGGCGCAGAACCGGGGGCGACCGGCUUUUCCAGCUGGCUUGUGCCGUCUCGCUCCUCUUCCUGCUGAUGUGGGCGCCCUACAACAUCGCGCUCUUCCUGGCCGCCUUCAAGGACAGCCUCUCCCUGCACGGCUGCCAGCACACGUCCCACCUGCACGCAAGUGUGCAGGUCACCAAACUGCUGGCCACCGCCCACUGCUGCGUCACUCCUCUCCUCUGGGUGCUCCUAGACGAGCCCCUGCGGAACGCCCUCUGCCGCCGGCUCCAUGCGUGCCACUGCUCCCCACGCCGCCCCAGCCAGGGGUCUGCACGAGCUUCGCCGGGGGAAGACCGUGACCUCUCCUCUCACUUGUGA
Messenger RNA from Lepus europaeus (European hare), 1047 nucleotides. RefSeq names its product C-C chemokine receptor-like 2. The transcript has a single exon. The record is from RefSeq and is a predicted model, not a curated record. Gene Ontology annotation, cellular component: cytoplasm; membrane. NCBI's taxonomy places the organism in Eukaryota, Metazoa, Chordata, Mammalia, Lagomorpha, Leporidae. Bases 1 to 1047 code for a protein of 348 amino acids. Gene Ontology annotation, biological process: inflammatory response; immune response; G protein-coupled receptor signaling pathway. Gene Ontology annotation, molecular function: G protein-coupled receptor activity.